AUGGACUUACAAAGCAGAUCCUGGAUGUCAGGAGCCGGGGACUGCCAGCUACUCACCAAUCAUGGUAUCGAGGCGAUUCUUGAUCUCCCCGGCGUUGGCGAGAACCUGCAGGACCACCUCGACUGUGGCGUUGCAUAUGAAGCUGUUGACGACUUGGAAACUCCGGACAAUAUGGUGACACAAGAGCCCGAGGCCGAUGCCAGGCAGGCCAUGCAGGAGUAUGCAACAAGCCGUUCAGGACCCCUGACAAGCGUCGGCAUCGAAAACUAUGCCUAUCUUGUCAUAUUGGACAGAGUGUCCGCGGAAAGCCUUGGCUACAAGAGACUCGGCAAGCUUCUCGACGACACCGCACUCGCCGCGUCGGAUAUCCGGGCUACAGCACUCCACUCAGUCGUUCAAAAAGCUCUGCUGGAUCCCAAAGAACCAUCGGCGGUGCACAUGACGAUGAGAAGCCAGAACCCCCAUCCCGUCGACCUGGAGUGGUCCCCAGGCUCCCCAACCGGCCCAGUACCGGGCAAGUUCGUCACCCUCGCCACCGUGCUCUCUCAGCCGCUGUCGCUGGGCACCACGCACAUCCAGAGCAGCAACCCCGCAGACGAACUGCUCGUUGACCCGGCCUACCUCUCGCACCCCGUCGACGCCGAAAUAUUCGGCGCGCACAUGCUGCAGGUCGAGCAGAUCGCGGCAUCCGAGCCCCUCUCGAGUGCAUUCUUGAAGCAGCCGCUGAGGCGUCGCGACCCGGCGUCGAACUUCGGGGGUGAUUUGCGCGCGGCGGAGCGGUUCGCGCGCACGUCGAGAAUGUCGAUGUGGCACCCCGUGGGGACAUGCGCGAUGCUUCCGCUGGAGCGGAGGGGCGUCGUGGAUGGUGAGUUGAGGGUGCACGGCGUCGAGGGCCUGCGCGUCGUGGAUGCGAGUAUCAUGCCGCUGAUAUGUAAUGCGAACUUGCAGGCCAUAGUCUACGGCGUGGCAGAGCGUGCUGCGGAGCUGAUAAAGGAGACUUGGGGAGCAUGA
Molecule: messenger RNA, 1011 nt
Organism: Diaporthe batatas
Lineage: Eukaryota; Fungi; Ascomycota; Sordariomycetes; Diaporthales; Diaporthaceae
Exons: 1
Coding region: 1-1011 (336 amino acids)
Molecular function (GO): oxidoreductase activity, acting on CH-OH group of donors; flavin adenine dinucleotide binding
Source: RefSeq, a predicted model, not a curated record